Molecule: messenger RNA, 1458 nt
Organism: Diorhabda carinulata
Lineage: Eukaryota; Metazoa; Arthropoda; Insecta; Coleoptera; Chrysomelidae
Exons: 3
Coding region: 1-1458 (485 amino acids)
Biological process (GO): DNA integration
Molecular function (GO): nucleic acid binding
Source: RefSeq, a predicted model, not a curated record
AUGUCAAACCUACCGAAUGAAAGAAUUAGGCCUACGCUUCCAUUUGAAGUGACCGGAGUUGAUUAUGCCGGCCCAUUCUAUAUUUUGAACAAACCAGGUAAAGGAGCUAAACUUGAUAAAUGUUAUUUGGCUAUUUUCGUUUGUUUUUGCACUAAGGCAAUACAUUGCGAAAUAGUAACUGAUUUAACUUCCAACAAUUUCUUAGCAUGCUUAAAACGCUUUGUAUCUAGACGAGGUGUUCCCAAAAUAAUAUAUUCCGAUAACGGAACUACAUUUCACGGCACUAACAACUUAUUGAAAGAUCUUAGUAAAUUUUUAUUUAACAAUCAGGCCUCUAUUGUCAAUUCUACCAGUCAAUAUAAUAUACAAUGGAAGUUUAUUCCUCCGUACACCCCAAAUCAUGGCGGAUUGUGGGAAGCAGCCGUUAAAAGUUGCAAAUUUCAUUUGAAGCGAGCUCUUAUUAAUAAUAAUGUGACUUACGAAGAAAUGUGCACCUUAGUGAUACAAAUCGAAGGUGCAGCAAACUGUGAAAACUACCAAUUACAAACUUAUGAACAGCCCCAAAUAACUGAACUACCACAAAACCCCACCCAACCUUCCCAGCAGCCCCAAAAUACCGAAGUCAAUACUCCACAAGCACACACCAAGAUCCAAUCAGAAAUCCCUAUAACACCUCACUCCCAGAAUGUACCCCCCAUAAACAUAAAAGAAAUUCCCAAACAUAUCAAUCGGACUACACGUCUGAAACGACGCAAUCCUGUGCCGUGGUGGAAUAGCGACUGCGAAUCAGCAAUUAAGAGCAACAAAAAAGCUUUCAAUAGAUAUAAAAGACACAAUACAUCAGCAAACAAAAUCGAAUUCUUGGAAACCCGAGCUGAAGCUAGACGUACAAUAAAAACUGCUAAACGCAAAUCAUGGACAGAAUACGUCUCUACAAUAAAUUCUGAAACACCCAUGACGGAGGUAUGGGAAAGAGUGAGAAAAAUAUCAGGACUUUACAAGCACCAUAAUAUACAAAUACUAGAGAAAGACGGACGCACAACCACAGAUAACUCCAAAAUAGUCUCAAUACUAGCUACCACUUACAAAAACCGCUCCAUCACCCGCAAUUACGAUGAUACUGUUAUUACCCAUGAGAGAGAAGAAAAGGAUGAGUUAAUGAUACAGUUCGAUGAAAACGAACCCAUCAAUUUACCCAUUACCACCCAAGAAUAUGAUGAAGCUCUUUCAAGCCUGAAAGAAACGUCACCAGGACCAAAUGAAAUACCAGUUGUCUUCUUGAAACAUCUCCCCUUAAUUGCUCACGAAUACAUCCUUAACCUGUUCAAUACCAUCUGGCUGCAGCAUAACUUUCCUGAAAAGUGGCGUGAAUCCAUAAUAAUUCCUAUACUGAAACCACAAACCAGUAGAAUCCAUCCUGAAUUCUAUAGACCCAUAUCACUCACAUGUGCUAUGUGA